Molecule: messenger RNA, 2925 nt
Organism: Serpula lacrymans var. lacrymans S7.9
Lineage: Eukaryota; Fungi; Basidiomycota; Agaricomycetes; Boletales; Serpulaceae
Exons: 15
Coding region: 1-2925 (974 amino acids)
Biological process (GO): mitotic chromosome condensation
Cellular component (GO): condensed chromosome; condensin complex
Source: RefSeq, a predicted model, not a curated record
AUGCCUCCUUCACAUUUUCUGGACUCUCUGCUGGACUCAACAGGUGCAAUAUUUGAUCAAGCACAGAUUUCGACUGCCAAUCACCGUAAAAACUGUGUUGCUCUGCAUAAACUUUUUGUGAAGGCCGCCAAUCUUACCCAAACUUCGAAGAAUGGUGCCAUCAUGCUCGCCGGAGAGAAGGCCUUUGGGGACGUUUUUGUUGACAUGACCUCUCGUAUCGUUGUCGUGAAGAAAGGACCCCCUGUCGUAGAUCGCAUUGUGAAGUUUAUUGGGGCUUUCGUCAAGUUUGUCAAUGAGAAAGGUUUGUCUCUCUCUAUGGAACAUGUGGCCCAUCCUUCCGACCCAUCUACUUCCUCAAUCACAGAUGAUGAGGAUGAUGACACUCCUGCGUCUCGUUUCGUUGCUCGACUGCUCAAGUGGCUUUCCCAAGGUUUCGCCGCAAAGAAUAAGGUGGUACGGUUUCGUACAGUGAGCAUAGUUUCAGAGAUGAUAUUUAGCUUGGGAGCGAUAGACGAAGACGCGUACACUGUUCUCCGGGAUGAACUCAUGGAGCGAACACUUGACAAAGAGUCCCUAGUCCGAGCGCAUGCUGUCGUGGCCCUCUCCAAGCUCAUCGGCACCGAAGAUAUUGAUGACUUAGAACCGGGGGAGAAAUCCAUCAUGCAAGCCGUCCUCGAAUGUCUUUGCCUGGACUCUGCCGCUGAAGUACGACGUGCUGCGCUCAUCAAUGUGCCCGUAUCGCCAUUGACUUUACCCGCUAUUUUAACGAGAACAAGAGAUACUGAUCCCAUUAUGAGAAAGCUAGUUUACGCGUCUGUUCUCAUGAAGAAAGUUGAACACCCCCGGCAGCUCACAAUAGCUGACAGAGAACAAGUCGUCAGAGAUGGUCUCGGUGACAGAGAAGAUGCUGUGCGCAUAGCCGCUGGCAAAGUCCUAGGUGUUUGGUUCGAUAUGGUCCAAGUUGAUGGUGAUAAUGGGACAGAAAAGCCAUCAGACAGUAUGACGCAAGGGUUAGUAAGGUUUUUGGAGAUUUUUGACGUUAUUGGUCCUGGGGAACAAAUCGCUACGGAUGCUCUCUUGUCAGUCUUCAUGACAAGAAUGGAUGUGUUGGAUUCCAUGUGUUUUACUAAAGAAUUUUGGGAUAAUUUAUCUCCGGAGAGCGCUCUCCUAGCUCGAACGUUCAUUGAGCACUGUGUAUCUGCUGACGGCCAAGGACGAUUAGACGCGUCUGCUCUGCCUGAGGUGACAGCUUUCGCUUUCCUUGUCCAAGAAGCCUUCAAUCAAUUGCUAGGGGUCAUAGAAGAGGAUGAGGAGGCUAGGCUAUUGGGUAACGAGGAAGAUAUGGACGAGGAGAAUCAGGAUCGCAGAGAGGAACAGAGAACACAGCGUGAAUUUAUCUUAAGCGAGCUCCUCAAGAGCGCUGUGCAUUUGGACUACACUGACGAGGUCGGGAGAAGGAAACUCCUGGUGGUUAUUCGCGAAUUACUUGCUCACGCUUACUUGCCCGAGAUUUUGAUAGAACGUUGUUUGGAUGUUUUAAAGGUCAUUGUACACGGAGAACGUGAGCUUAUCCGGCUUUCGGUCGAAGCCAUCCUUGACCUUCGAGAUGAGGUGGAAAAGCAGGCUGCUGGUGAUUCGCAACUUAUUAACGAUGAAAGCGAAUUAGACCUGACACAGAUGACCAUCAACAGAGAACGCUCUAUGCGCCGUACGAAAGAAGCUCGCGACAUGACCCCGGAAGAAAAGAUACAAGCCGACGCUGUAGAUGUCAGAUGUCUAUCUAUUUGCAUUGCCACCCUUGAACGAGUGAAUUGCAGCUUUGAAGACAACUCGGUCCUUGAGGGCAUUCUCGCUGAUCUGAUUAUACCAGCUGUCAAAAGAAAGGAAUCCCUUCUGAGGGAGAAAGGUCUGAUCAGCUUGGGGCUCUGCUGCCUGAUCGCUAAGAACAUGGCGCUGAGUUCUUUCCAGCUCUUCUUGAGUCAGGUGCAGGGUGCACCAGAAGGACUCAAGCUCAAAGUGCUUCAGGUGGUCUUCGAUUUGUUGAUGGUGUACGACAAGGAAUUUUUCGGCCGUUCGGAGGAUGUAGCAGAGCGUAUUCUCACGUUCUUGCUCCAGACACUCGAAUACGAGGAGUCAGUUGCAGUGCAAGCAGUGAUUUCUAUGGGGAUUUCAAAGCUCUUGUUGUGCGGUGUCGUGACGGAUACAAGGGUGCUUACCAGUCUUGUUCUUGCAUAUGUAUCUCCUGCCACAGCGGAAAACCUGGAGUUGCGACAGUGCCUAUCAUACUUUUUCCCAGUCUACUGUUACUCGUAUCCACUUCAUCAAAGCAGGAUGCAGUCGAUAUUCAUAACAGCAUAUGAUCUGAUAACCCGCGUUUUCGAGGACCUGGAAGAUGAUCAAGAAAUGAUCUCACCUUAUCAAUUUGGAUUGCUCUUCAUCGACUGGACAAACCCCCAAAAGGCUGCAAAGAUGGAAGACACAAAUGUUGUUUCGCGGGAUGUCCAUGUAGACUUGGCGAUCGAUAUACUGAAGGCCCUGUAUGACUCUGACCGUAGUGAUGAAGAUCAGAAGACACUCUCACAACUCUUGGGCCAUCUCUACGUCCCGGACGAUCUCGAAACGAGCUCGAUGUUAAAGCUGGACAUUUUGGUCUCGCAUCUGCAAGAGCAAUGCCCCUUGGAAAACUCAGCAAUAGCGAAACUAUUCGAGCGGUUCAAAAUUCGUUUCAUGAAGCAGUUUUCAGGUCGGCUAGGCAAAAUCCACAGACAGGAAUAUAUUUGCACAGAUGACUUUGUUCAGCUGUACGAGUAUAUUGGGGUGGGUAUACCAAAAUACGAAGACCCUCCUGUCAGCGAUGCCGAGGUCGCCGGUGAGAGUGACGUAGAACCACCUCCAGUGGAAGCGCCUCCAGAACGAGGACGGUAA